AACUCUUGGUCUACUGGGUGGGGUGAGUACAACAACUACAUCAGAAUCAAAACAACCAACCUGUGCGGAAUUGGGUGGAGAAUAGGAGACUAUGUGUAUCCCCUUAAUAUGGUUGUGUUUGCAAACACAUGCAUUUUGGACAAACAUUGUGAAAGUUGCAAUAUGAAUACUCACAAGUGCAGCGCGUGUAAAAGCGGAUAUACACUUAAUUCCUAUAAUAGAUGCGUGGCAAAAACAGUCAAAGUUGGAAAGUUGUACGAUUGCGAAUGGACAAGUUGCAAUCAGACCAAAAACUAA
Entamoeba invadens IP1 is the source of this 297-nucleotide messenger RNA. Its product is annotated as cysteine peptidase. The record is from RefSeq and is a predicted model, not a curated record. Lineage: Eukaryota; Evosea; Mastigamoebida; Endamoebidae. The annotation marks the transcript as partial. The transcript has a single exon.